Messenger RNA from Salmo salar (Atlantic salmon), 1214 nucleotides. RefSeq names its product phospholipase C, beta 3 (phosphatidylinositol-specific). Lineage: Eukaryota; Metazoa; Chordata; Actinopteri; Salmoniformes; Salmonidae. The record is from RefSeq and is marked provisional.
AAGAAAGAGAAGAUAAGAAUCCGGGGGGGACGAGUGUGAACAAGAGAAAGUUCCAGGAAAGCAAGAGGGGGACAAUAAUAGGCGGAUGGAAGGAAGGAAGAAAUUAAGGAAGGGAUCUAUCCAGCCAUACAACGCGAUUAAACGAGACAUGAACGAACUAUAUAUUGACCUAUAUUAAACGUAGCUACUCGACUAUUCUCAACUUGUGACGUUUAAAACUAUUUUAGGAUAGUUGAAUACGCAAACUUUGGCUAUUAGGAACCAAGUUAUCGUAGUUUCUAAUUCAUACAGCAACUUCCAGCGUUGCAAGUCACAGCUCACCCCGGAAAAGGAUUUAGCCCCAAGGACCACCGACGAGGGCAGGUCACCGCAGCCGGAGUUUAGGCGUUGCCACACGGCUUUGACCCGGAGCCAUGGCCGGGGCGAAGCCAGGAGUCCACGCUCUGCAGCUCAAACCGGUGUCGGUUCACGACAUACUAAAACGGGGGAGCAAGUUUAUCAAAUGGGAUGAGGAGCCCAACAGCAGCCACCCCACGCUGAUUACUCUGAAGGUAGACCCAGAUGGAUUCUUCCUUUACUGGACUGGUGGGGCCAACAUGGACCUGAGCCCUAGAACCAUGCCUCAGGACUACCUGGCUUGAUGACUCCUUGCUGUCCCCAGUUCACCUGGCCGUGCUGCUGCUCCAGGUCCAACUGUUCUGCCUGCAGCUAUGGAACCCUGACCUGUUCACCGGACGUGCCACCUGUCCCAGACCUGCUGGAACCCUGGCCUAUUCACCGGACGUGCUACCUGUCCCAGUCCUGCUGUUUUCAACUCUCUAGAGACAGCAGGAGCGGUAGAGAUACUCUCAAAGAUCGGCUAUGAAAAAGCCAACUGACACUUACUCUUGUGUUACUGACUUGUUGCACCCUCGACAACUACUAUGAUUAUUAUUAUUAUUUGACAAUGCUGGUCAUUUAUGAACAUUUGAACAUCUAGGCCAUGUCCUGUUAUAAUCUCCACCCGGCACAGCCAGAAGAGGACUGGCCACCCCUCAUAGCCUGGUUCCUCUCUACGUUUCUUCCUAGGUUUUGGCCUUUCUAGGGAGUUUUUCCUAGCCACCGUGCUUCUACACCUGCAUUGCUUGCUGUUUGGGGUUUUAGGCUGGGUUUCUGUACAGCACUUUGAGAUAUCAGCUGAUGUACGAAGGGCUAUAUAAAUAAAUUUGAUUUGA